AUGCAUCCCAGAUCCCGCCGCACUGGACCAGCAGACUCGUGGCAAUCGCAUGUUCCCCACCGCCUCCCCCACCACCUCCCACCUGUCAUGAGGGUGCUGAAGAGCAGGAGCGCCAUCUUGGGGGCGCUGGUGCGGAUGAUGACGUCAAAGGAGGAGGAGGGGAGGUUGCCGACCAGGUUGUUCACCGUGGUCCGCAGUGCAUGCUGCACGGCCAGUGGCGCCCAGGCGUCAAAGGCUGCCACCUCUUCCAUGGACACCUUGUGGGCAUACUGCAGCAGCGGGCAAUCAGUCGCAGACUGUGGAGGGGGUUGUGGGGAAAGAUGGGGUGAUGUGGAGUGCUGUCCUUUGACGCGUGCCUGGCAUAGACCCGGGGACCUGUACCAUCCAACCCAUCAUGCCACGCAGCAACGGCUGCAUUCACCCAUCGCCCGGCAUGUCCCACCCUUUGAUCCCCGGGCGCGUGAUGAACACGCACCGUCCCGGUCUCGCUGGGCGGGAGCUCCUCGGGGACUCCGAGGCUCCAUGAUGCAUGCACCGUCAGGAGCCUCGCUCGUCGAGGCCUGCGCACGGGCUCCCACGUAA
Auxenochlorella protothecoides is the source of this 582-nucleotide messenger RNA. RefSeq lists its product as hypothetical. The record is from RefSeq and is a predicted model, not a curated record. The transcript has a single exon. Lineage: Eukaryota; Viridiplantae; Chlorophyta; Trebouxiophyceae; Chlorellales; Chlorellaceae. Bases 1 to 582 code for a protein of 193 amino acids.